Carcharodon carcharias (great white shark) is the source of this 3138-nucleotide messenger RNA. It is a transcript of the gene gramd1c, whose product is annotated as GRAM domain containing 1c. Gene Ontology annotation, molecular function: sterol binding; sterol transfer activity. Gene Ontology annotation, biological process: intracellular sterol transport. NCBI's taxonomy places the organism in Eukaryota, Metazoa, Chordata, Chondrichthyes, Lamniformes, Lamnidae. The coding region runs from base 252 to 1742 and encodes 496 amino acids. The record is from RefSeq and is a predicted model, not a curated record. Gene Ontology annotation, cellular component: endoplasmic reticulum-plasma membrane contact site; plasma membrane; endoplasmic reticulum membrane. The transcript is spliced from 13 exons.
AAUGUUUCCAGAUUAGGCAAGAAGGGCUUUGCUGCUUUGCAGCUUUGCAAAAUGAAACUGGCUUCUACUUUAAGUUUGUUCAAAAUCUUUCUUUGUUUUGGCUUGAAAGAUGACUCAUAUUAACCACUUUUUUUUCUUCUGCAACGUUGAAGUGGUGAAGUACUUUGCCUUGUGCUAGACUACAAAAAACUCACUUCAAAUGGAAUCUGGGUGUCGCUGGCAAGCAUUUGAGUAUAACGGGGCUGCUUAGCAUGGUACAGCAGAAUUAUGAAACAAACCUGGGAUUAAGAAGGGAGGAAAUGGAUAAUAUGCAAUUUUCCAAUGAUGCCCAUUCUGGAGGAAUUGUGGGGAGAAACACAUGCAAUGACUAUAAUGAUAAAGGAGAUCAACCAAAUGUAUCCAAAACAAUUUGCACCGAUGCACGUGCUCAAGAUACAAGUACACCACUUCAGUUUGGAGACACUUCACUUAUAAAUCCUUUGAUUGUUAUCCAGGAUAAUGCACCCAUAAUGUCCCCCAGCGAAGAAGUCAGGGCUGAGAAUCAGGAACGAAGUCAGCCCCUUGCUACGUCUGAAAGGAAAAGCAGCAGAGUUAUGACCAAGUCGCUGUCAUCUUCAUUAGACCACAAUGAUAAUGAAGAUCUUCCCUCAGAGCGGAGAGAAGCAUUUAAUAUUGUAAAUGAAGCUGAAGAGAAGACUUCUUGCAAUGAUCUUCAGGGUAAACUUUACAUUAACAGAGUAUUCAACAUGAGUGCAGAGAAGAUGUUUGAACUUCUGUUCAAUGACUCUCAGUUUAUACAGAAAUUUAUUAAUGCAAGAAAAAUUACAGAUCUUGUCAGUAGUCCAUGGGAGAAAGAAGUAAGUGGUAACCAGAAAAGGACAUUGAAGUAUGUAAUAACCAUCACGAAUCCCCUGAUUGGCAAGUCUUCAACAGCAACUGAAAAACAGACAUUGUGUAAAGAGAACCAGAAUGGACAGUACUACUUGAUUGAUGCGGAGGUGACCACACAUGACGUGCCUUACCAUGACUAUUUUUACACGCAUAACAGAUACUGUAUCAUUCAGACAUCAAAACGCAAGUGCAGGCUAAGAGUUUCAACUGAUGUGUGUUACAGAAAACAGCCAUGGAAUUUGGUGAAGUCUUUCAUACAGAAAAACUCGUGGAGUGGGUUAGAGGACUACUUCAAACACUUAGAAUCAGACUUGUUGAUUGAAGAAUCAAUACACAAUCCAAACUCUGUAGAAUUGGGUCAGCCUGGGCUUCGGAGGCGAAGACGGGCAUACAACCGGAGCCAUGCGGACCAGUUUACUAACUUAGCUUCUUGUCUGGAUGCAGAUGCAAGGGAAAUGUACACAGACAGAGGAAAUAAUUUGGAAAGUAAAUCACUAAUGCAAAAUUGGAACCUUUCAAAGUUUGUGUUGACCAUGAGUGCAAUACUCUUUAUCCUAGCCUUAUUGAAUUUAGGCCUGUUUUUUAAACUUUUGAACAUAGAAGAUAUGGCCCAAAAGGUCCACUUAUCGAACAAGAUUAAAACAUUGGAAAAAUUGAGUGUUGGUUUGGAUCAAGGGAAGAUAACAAAGCAGGAAACAAAACACAAGAAUAAUGCUGAUCUUCAACAUCUGCGGACAGUGAUCAAUGAUUCCAUUUCACUUCUAGAGCAGCUGAAAUGUUCACUUGCAGCGAUUCAGAAGAGUUUUGAACUGCAAAACCAGACCGUGAAGACCCCUCGCACACAGCUCUGAAAAGUGCAGGUGCAAUCUGAGUAUAGUAGAGAAGUGAAGAUAGAAAACAAAAAAAAAUACUUUGUGUUUUAUAUAGUGCAUUUAACAUUGAGAACAACCCAAAAUAGAUAAUGUUCUCAUGCCCUGGUGUGGAAAUCAAACCCACACUGAGUCAGAGCUACUAAAUAUUUGACACAAAUCUACAAAGCAAGAUUUCAACCCUUGGCCAUAAUGUAUUAAAGGUAAAUUCAACUGAUUAAUAUUUGACUGUGGCGUAUGUUAUGUGAAUUCUCCAGAACUUGGAACUUGAUUAAAUCUCAAAACACUGAUGAUUAUACCACUGCACUUCACUAAUCAUUUUUACCGCUGUUAUCUUUUUAUAACAACUGAUUUUUCACCAGUUAAGAAUUAUACAGUUUUUGUUUUGGCUGUAGAUUUUCGUAGCCUUUACUGCAUCAUUUUUUAAUACCAUUUCAAUUGAUGUAGAAGAUGGUGUUAUCCAGUCGCUGCACAUAAAACUUGGCUGGGGUUUGUAUUUAAAAACUUGUGUUAAUAUGGAUUAAAGUGCACUUCAAUUUACAGAAGAAAAUCUAGAUUUUAAAUAUGUUUUAUAAAAGAUUUUUAAUACAUAGUGUCUAAUUCCAAAGCUUGUUUUAAAGGUACCUGCUUAAAACUUGAAAGAUUUUUAAAAAAAGAUGAGGAAGGUUAUGAAGUGAGCUGUCGUGCCACUCAGGGUCAUUAUUUCAUUGUUUACAUUUUAGAAUAUGAAGGAAGAGCUUGCAUUUACUAAUUUUAAUUUGGAAUGUACUAUUAUUCCACUUGAGUUUUUAAUUGGCCUUGGGUUCCUAAUGAAGUCUUGAAGGCAGAAAUUACUCUUGCAAAUAAGUUAAUUUUCAGUGUAUGCAUCUGCUCCCUGUGUUUGCAAUGGAUGCACUUACAUAAAUCAAGCAGUGGCCAGAGGGAUGUCAUACAGAAACAUUAAGUGGUUCUCUGCUGUUAUUACGAACAGUAAUUUCAAUCCUCUUUAUUUUGUGGGGCAGCAGAACUUCAGUGAGAAAACACUCACUGUAGUGGAAGGUUAAAAGAUAGCUUGAGGAUUGAGAAGUAACUCAAGAGUUUCAUUAUGUGACUGAGGCCCAUAACCUGAUGGCCUGCUUUUGGGAUUUGUUUUUGGAAUAUGGUUAUAAUUCUUGCACAAAUUAAUAACCACUUGGAGAAUCAGAUUGAAGAAAAGGAUGUCAGGUUAUCAUUACUGAUGUAACAUGUAUUAUGUACUGGGCAAGGAUGGUAAGGAAAUGUAUGGCAACUGGCAAACUGUAAAUAAAUUUAUGGAAAUAAAUAUUUAGUUUUUUAAUUUUUUAAAGUUCCUAUGAUACCAAAAUCUGUAGAGUGUUCUAGAAAUAAAUCAUAUUGUUUA